Perognathus longimembris pacificus (Pacific pocket mouse) is the source of this 1273-nucleotide messenger RNA. RefSeq names its product tumor suppressing subtransferable candidate 4 (gene Tssc4). The coding region runs from base 38 to 940 and encodes 300 amino acids. The transcript has a single exon. The record is from RefSeq and is a predicted model, not a curated record. Lineage: Eukaryota; Metazoa; Chordata; Mammalia; Rodentia; Heteromyidae.
UGCCCGGCCGAGCCGGCGCGCCCGGGCCCCGGUGCUCAUGGCCAACGCCGAGGCGGGCCGGGCCGCCCUGGGCCUGGAGGACGACACGCUGCCUUCGGACACCGCGUCCCUCAGCGACUCCGACUCCGACCUCAGCCUGCCGGGAGACGCGGAGGCGGCGGGGCUGUCCCCGCGGGGACCUCCCGGGGAGGCCGAGGAAGACUCGGGCACCGAGGAGCCCGCGGAGCCCCCGUCGCCCCCCGGCCCCGUGCAGCCCUUCCACCUGCGGGGGAUGAGCGCCACCUUCUCCCGGCGCAGCCACAGCAUCUUUGACCGCCUGGAGGGGGCCGCCCGCAGCCUGCCUCCCCCGGCCCCCCACACCGGCGCGGACGACAGUGUUAGCUUCGAGCAGCCUCCCGCGAGGGGUCUGAGCGGGGCCCUUGGGGGCUCCGGCACCCCGGGGGUGCCCCCUGUCCCGGACUACGUGGCGCACCCCGAGCGCUGGACCAAGUACAGCCUGGAAGAUGUGGCCGAGACAAGCGAGCUGGGCAAUCGGACUGCUGCCCUGGCCUUCCUGGGUGCUCGCGCCCGGGCAGCCCCCGCAGACUACCCGCCCUCCUUCAACCAGGACCCCUCCAGCAGUGGGGAGGGCAGGGUGGUCUUCACCAAGCCCGCUCGAGCCGAGAGGAAGAGGGUCCUGAGGAAGGAGGGUGCGCUGGGUGCAGGCCGCGAGGGUCCCGUGGAGCUGGCCCACCUGGCAGGGCCUGGGCCGGAGGCUGAAGAGUGGAGCGGCUCCCAGGGGCCGCCAGAGGUAGGGGUGGCAUCGGGGGGUGUCCACGCGGGGUCCUCGCCGGGCCCUCCCGGGGUAGAGGCUGUUGGCUUCCAUGGCAGCAGGAAGCGGAGCAGAGAGCACUUCCGGAACAGAGGCGGAAGCCUGGAGGACCCAGGGGCUGGGGUGUGAGCCCGGGCGGCCAGCCUGGCCACGCUGCCGUCGCCUGUCCUACCUCUCUGCCUCCCCUGGGGUGCUGCUGCAGGUGGGGAGAGCACCUUCUCAGGAAGGAGCUGGUGAGCUGCCGGUGGGGGGCACCAGCAGUCCUGGUGAGGGCUCCGGGCCUGUGGGGGGGUGUGCCUGGAGUCGCUGGAGCCCUGCUCCUCCCUGGUGCCCCAGUCUGGGAGCAAUAAAGGCGUUGGGUCUUCCUCAGGUUCUGUGUAUGGGUCUGUUCUCCCUGAGGGCUCUGUCUGCAGCAGUCUUCCACAGCCAGGGACCCUGCCCUAUCCAGGCUCUCUCAAGACC